Molecule: messenger RNA, 3686 nt
Organism: Lutra lutra (Eurasian river otter)
Lineage: Eukaryota; Metazoa; Chordata; Mammalia; Carnivora; Mustelidae
Gene: REEP1
Product: receptor accessory protein 1
Exons: 11
Coding region: 212-1447 (411 amino acids)
Biological process (GO): endoplasmic reticulum tubular network organization
Cellular component (GO): cytoplasmic microtubule; endoplasmic reticulum tubular network; endoplasmic reticulum membrane
Molecular function (GO): microtubule binding
Source: RefSeq, a predicted model, not a curated record
UGGGGCCGCCGCCGCCGCCGCCGCCUGAACGUGCCGCGGCUGCGCUGACGCGCGAGCGCCGGGCAGGGCGGCGAGCGCGCUCAGUCUGGUGGCGGCGGCGGCCGUGCGCGGACCGACGUUGCCGGAGCGCCGCAGCCGCCCGCUCCGCCCGCAGACGAGCCGAGCCGCGCCGCGCUGCGCUGCCCCGGCGGCGCCCGCUCGCCCGCCCGCCAUGGUGUCAUGGAUCAUCUCCAGGCUGGUGGUGCUUAUAUUUGGCACCCUUUACCCUGCAUAUUAUUCCUACAAGGCUGUGAAAUCGAAGGACAUUAAAGAAUAUGUCAAAUGGAUGAUGUACUGGAUUAUAUUUGCACUUUUUACCACAGCAGAGACAUUCACCGACAUCUUCCUUUGUUGGUUUCCAUUCUAUUAUGAACUAAAAAUAGCCUUUGUAGCCUGGCUGCUGUCUCCCUACACAAAAGGCUCCAGCCUCCUAUACAGGAAGUUUGUACAUCCCACGCUGUCUUCAAAAGAAAAGGAAAUUGAUGAUUGCCUGGUCCAAGCAAAAGACCGAAGUUACGAUGCCCUUGUGCACUUUGGGAAGCGGGGCUUGAAUGUGGCGGCCACAGCGGCAGUGAUGGCUGCUUCCAAGGUGGCUCGACUCUUUCAUUUUGUCUCCUCUUUGGACCUCAGAGAAGGGCAGGUAACCCCGUUGAGAGGUGUGACUAACUCCAAACAGAUCCAGUCGGGUGGAGAGGCCAGCAGCCCCCUCCACCCACCAGCCCAUUGUCUGGAUCCGAGCCAGGGGCAGGGUGCCUUAUCAGAGAGACUUCGCAGCUUCAGCAUGCAGGACCUCACCACCAUCAGGGGUGACGGUGCCCCUGCUCCCUCCAGCCCGCCCACACCGGGGUCCGGGCGAGCCCCCGGCAAACACGGCCAGCCCAAGAUGUCCAGGAGUGCUUCUGAGAGUGCUAGCAGCUCAGUGUGUACCUGCUGCUCCACCUGCAGGACCCGGAAAGUGGUUGAGGGAGAUGUGAAUGAGGGUGGUGUGAAGGCUUGGGACCCCCACCAGGUCCAAAACCCACUGGCAUUUUCGGACGAGGAGGAGGAAGAUCUGCUGGAUUUCAUGUACAAGUAUAAGGCUCUUCGAAAGACGGAAAUCCCCUUGGAGGCACCGCCUAGAGUUCUUCGAUCCCGCUUUAGGAAGAAAAGUACCUCAUCCUCAGCCACUGAAACCACAGAAUGUCUCCAAUGUGCUUCUGAAGCUUCUAAACACAACUCCAGUAGAACAUCCCUUUUCCAGCAGGACGACGGUCCAUCUUCUUCAGACAGAUGUUUAGCCAAAACGCCAGAGAUGCUUAGCAUGAAGAGACAAUAUUGUAAUGACAGAGAUGAGUGCAAUGAGGCCAGGGGAGCAGCCCAGAAUAAGAGAAAUCACAAGACGCUUGUCUCCCCCUGGAUUCUGGAUUAAGAGCUUCUGAAUCAUUUCAAGGGAUUUACCAAAGCUUUAGGCAGGUGGCUCACCCUUGGUGAAACUUCCUGGGGAUGUGAACUCACAGGCCUGUUGAGGGGAAUCAUUUUGAGUGUUCCAAAAGUGCUGGAAGAAUGACUGUUUAUCCUUCAUCGUGACCGGUUCUGUGACUCAUUUCCCCAGGUAGAGGAGCCUGUAAUCUGAACAUCUUGUUUAAGAGAACACUAAACAAAAGCCAACCAGUCAACCCAACCCAAACCAAACCAAACCUAAAGCUAUGUUUCAGAUAUGCCAUCAAAUACACCUGAGACACCUGUCAAAAUGCUGGGUUCUAGAAAGGUUUCAGAGCUUGAGAUCUUUACGGACUGACUUGCUGCUCAGCGCCCUGGGCGGCACCCUUCUGUUCCCUUCCUGGCUUGUGCAGAAUGUGAGUGAGAGAAGUCGCGCACUCAUGGGCACUCCGUGUCUUACUGGAUGUCUUAUGCAGGCCAGGAUCGCUUAGUAGAGCACUGCUGAGGGGACUCUCUACUUAGACAGAACUUUAUCUGAAAAGAAGAAUCUGGUUUAGGUAGCAUUUUGGCCCAAGGUAGCUCCUCCCCUCUGGGAGAGCUGAGCCUAAACGUAGGACUUGUAUAUUUGUGCUUAGAGUUGGUGUUUUCUUUCAGUGUAAUGCAUGCAGUGGUCACAACGCAGUCACUUAUAAUACUUGGAUUGUGUUUGUUCAUGGAUAUGCUCUGAAGACUAGAGAAUUAGUGUAAUGUACCACAUAGAACUUAUUGUCAACCAGCUAUAAGCAGACCUGGUUCAAGACUGUUGAGUUACUGAGCUCGGCGAACACACGUCAGUAGUUUUGGCUGAUGACACACUGGCUGGAUCUUAGCCACCUGAGAAACAGUUUUACCUGAAGUUGGUUGUUGCCAGAUAUGCAUAUUUAAAUCCCUUCUUCCCACAAUGUCCCUGAAGGUUACUCUGUAAUUUACAACAGGAUUUAGGAAAACAAACUUAUAAGCAAAUUCCUGGUUCAGAGGGCUUUUCAUUGUCUGUGCCCCACACCCACCAAUACCUAAACCCCUUAGGGAAGACAGAACAUCUGUUUCUUCAGGCUCACUGAAUAGUUUCAGAAGAAAAAUAUAUAUGCUUUAAAUGUAUUUACCUGUUAGUUGGGAGUACCCAGAAUUAUCAGAAACAGCUUCACUUAAGCAGCUUUUUAGCAAAAAGAAAAAAAAUUUUUUUUUGCCAAAACAAUAAAUGCCUUUAGCAGCAGAGAUCCUUCGUGAACAAACUGUAUUUUCACCAUUUUACAAUGUAAAGUUUUAACAAGGACAAGCUACCAAGUUUGCACUCAACUAUGCCAAAAACAAGUUUGAAGCACUCUACUCUCAGACACGCUGUAUUACUUCUCAUUCAAGAUUUAGAAAAUAGAAAGGUAUCCAAACUGCUGUCUUAAUGUAAAUGGAACUAUUUUUCCUUCAACUGUUGAUGAGGGAGUUGGUUUCUCUCUUAAAAACACUCACUGUACAAAUGAGAGCCGCUGUCCUAUUUCUGGCAAAAUGUGUUUACUCCCCCAACGAGCUGCAUAUUCGUGUAUGGACUGACAGGAAAUGUGAAUGCCUCCGAGUGUACAUGUAGUGGUGUGCUGCUCUGUCUAGAGGGCAUAACUGAACACCUUUAAUUUGCUGAUUUACAGACACAGGCCGUUUACAAAAUGCUAGCUCCAAAGUCUGUAAUUUUCACGUAAUAACUUUCAGUUCUUUGCCAUUGGGCACCUGUUCUGUUUCUGAAGAGGUGAGACGGGGCGGUGUACUUAGACCCCGGAGAGCUUUGUCAUAAUCCCUCCUGGCUUUGUGUGAUUAGCUUGCUCACUCCACUGUGUAGAGUGUAGAAGUGUAUGUUCUCUCCAGUAAACUGUCUGUGUGUUUGUGGUAACAGUGCUCAUCCACCAUGAUCACAGAGGAGUAUCUCCCUAGUCCUCCCCUUGCACAGUGUUUGACCUGCAAAGGACGUGCUUCAUUCUCCAACGGUGCACGCUCAGAGAGCUGACCUUCCGGAUGGUCCCUGUGCAUUUUCCCUAGUUUACUCCUGUAGUCCCUGUAGAAUGAUCUGUAAUAAAAUAGUAUACUGGACUGUGCAUCAAAGGGGUGUAAAAUUACAGUAUUCCAAAGGUUGAAGUUCUGCUGUUUUGUUAUAAUGCCUGAUCUAUAUCUUGAAUAAAGUCUUAACAUUUUUCUUUUAAAAAACA